This is a messenger RNA of Diachasma alloeum, 1125 nucleotides long. RefSeq names its product guanine nucleotide-binding protein subunit beta-like protein (gene Rack1). NCBI's taxonomy places the organism in Eukaryota, Metazoa, Arthropoda, Insecta, Hymenoptera, Braconidae. Gene Ontology annotation, cellular component: nucleus; cytosol. The coding region runs from base 107 to 1060 and encodes 317 amino acids. The record is from RefSeq and is a predicted model, not a curated record. Gene Ontology annotation, biological process: positive regulation of protein phosphorylation; rescue of stalled cytosolic ribosome. Gene Ontology annotation, molecular function: translation regulator activity; protein kinase C binding; ribosome binding. The transcript is spliced from 5 exons.
CAUCGUUUCCGCCGGGGUCUUUUCCCUGCAGCGUGUCGUGGACGGUGGAUCGUUCUAUCGAAUCCACAUUAAUCCAUUAAUUAACAACUGCAGUUUGUGAUUAAUAAUGAGUGAAACACUUCAGCUGAAGGGUACCUUGCGGGGACACAAUGGAUGGGUCACGCAAAUUGCGACAAAUCCGAAAUAUCCGGAUAUGAUUCUCUCGUCCUCACGUGACAAGACUCUGAUUGUGUGGAAGCUCACUCGUGACGAGACCAACUACGGUAUCCCCCAGAAGCGUCUGUACGGUCACUCCCAUUUUAUCAGCGACGUGGUGCUCUCCUCCGACGGUAACUACGCCCUCUCGGGAUCGUGGGACAAGACCCUUCGUCUCUGGGAUCUCGCUGCUGGACGCACCACGAGGAGGUUCGAAGACCAUACCAAGGAUGUUCUGAGUGUCGCCUUCUCCGUUGACAACCGUCAAAUUGUCUCUGGAUCCAGGGACAAGACGAUCAAGCUGUGGAAUACAUUGGCCGAGUGCAAAUACACAAUUCAGGAUGAGGGACACAGUGACUGGGUCAGUUGUGUUCGUUUCUCACCGAACCACACCAAUCCAAUCAUUGUUUCUGCUGGUUGGGACAAAAUCGUCAAGGUAUGGAACUUGACCAACUGUCGUCUGAAGAUCAACCACAAUGGACACAGUGGAUACUUGAACACUGUCACAGUGUCUCCUGAUGGCUCCCUGUGUGCAUCUGGUGGAAAGGACUGCAAAGCCAUGCUCUGGGACUUGAACGAUGGCAAGCACCUCCACACCCUCGACCACAAUGACAUCAUCACAGCCCUGUGCUUCAGUCCAAACCGCUAUUGGCUCUGCGCUGCAUUUGGGCCCUGGAUCAAGAUCUGGGAUCUCGAGAGCAAAGAAAUGGUUGAGGAGCUCAAGCCUGAGGUCGUAUCCACCACGAGCAAGGCCGAGCCACCCCAGUGUCUCUCCCUGGCGUGGUCCACUGACGGACAGACCCUCUUCGCUGGAUACUCUGAUCACACGAUCCGUGUCUGGCAAGUGUCUGUCACUAGCCGUUAAAAAAAGCUUCAUUUUGUUAAUGAAAAUAUGAAAUAAAAAAUCGAAAAAACAAUUAAAACAGUCGA